Molecule: messenger RNA, 2391 nt
Organism: Talaromyces marneffei
Lineage: Eukaryota; Fungi; Ascomycota; Eurotiomycetes; Eurotiales; Trichocomaceae
Exons: 4
Coding region: 1-2391 (796 amino acids)
Biological process (GO): telomere maintenance via telomere lengthening
Molecular function (GO): protein homodimerization activity; double-stranded telomeric DNA binding
Source: RefSeq, a predicted model, not a curated record
AUGGAACCAGAACUCUCGCCAACACUCCCUGAACUGGGAAGUAAUGUGCCUUCUGAGAAGGCCACUCAUGGUUUAGAAGAUGAGCCUGGCUCACCUCAUCCUCAUAAGAAACGUCGUACGGACUCCUGCUUUGGCAACUCACCCGACGUCAAAGAAGAGACGGAUAUCGGCCCAGAAGACCCAAUCGAACAAACGCUCGUCGCUGCUCUCAAUCCUCCUACUGUUGAAACAGUAGCUGAACCAAUAGACGACCAACCUGCGGAGAGCAACAAUGAAAACAAUGCUGAGAAAAAUAGCUCGGAAUCGGCCGAAGCGCCUGAUCCCGAGGUUGCCGCCGUCUUCGGAAGUAUUAUUGAUCGCGCCGAACGCCUAGAGGAGCAAUAUGCACUGGAUCAAUUACAUACAGAGAGCAGCGAGCAGUCGCCGAAUAAAAAUGUGACUUUUGUCAAGGCUAGUUUAUCUUUGAAGAUACAGAGUCUGCCUAUCCUCGACAAUCUGUCAACGCAAAUACUCUCCCUUCUAGCCAAGUCCUCGUAUCAAGACAUUACAUCGUUUGUUUCAGAGCCUGAUUCAGAGAACGGUCAGGCAUAUGCAACCAUGCGAUCGUUAUUCGAUCAUACGAAAAGGGUUUAUACUACCAAACAAGCCUUCCUGUCACCAACCGACCUAGACUUGACGGAACCUUCUCAAGUUGAUAUCAUACGCAAAGCAAACCUUGCCUCAUAUGUCUCGAGCAUAUUUGGCUCACAGGAAAUAAGUUUUGCCGAGCUCAACGACCACUUUAUUGACGUGUUUGUACCUGAAGGAAGAGGUCUGCUCAAGGUUCAAGGUGCACUUUUCCUCGAGCUCAAGACGCAAGCAUUCAUUGCAUCAUUGAACAACGAAGAGCGCACGAGAACAGAAAUUUUAUUUGAGUUAUUUCCUGAUGACUUGGAGCAGCGUCUUCUCUCUAAGCGAAUGGGCACACGUCAGCUUGCUCCGAGCGAAGCCGACUUUGUUAAAAGAGCACGAUCCAGACGUGACAUCAUCUUCGCGGAUAUUAAUAAUGAAGAAGCAAUGAAGGCGUUGCCCGAUAAGUACCACUGGGAGGAUUUUCUGAGGGAUCUUAGCUCCUAUAUAAGCAAGAACUUCGAGGCUAUCAAUAGCCAACAGUCACGCAAACUCGUCAAAGGCCGGCAGUCAAUCUCUGGAGAGAGUCAGGAUGCACCUAGUAGUGCACCUCUCGAGAGUCAAUUCACCGUCGCUACCCAGCCUGCAGAGGUCACCACAGAUCGCAACCUGCAUGGAGACCUCGUCGCACGUGCCGCACGAGCAGCACAGAUUGCUUUGCAAGGUCAUGGACUGAGGAAAUCUCAGCAACAAUCGCAACAUCAGCAACAACAGACGCAGCAACAGCCACAGCAACCCCAACCCCAACCCCAACAACAAGUCCAGACGCCGCAACAGGCCCCGCAGUCCGCCCAAAGUACACCGGCUCCUCAGUCUAUUCCUCAAACUGCUCCGCAAAAUGUCAAUCAAGGUUAUCAACAUAGCCCUACCCCACCGGGAUACCAGCAAUUGACAUUCCAGCAUAAUACGAUCCCAGCACAGAGCUUCCAACAAUAUACGCCUCCACAGAACGGAUCCGGCAACAUGCGAGCUAAUGACGCUGUAGCCAAUUAUGGUUAUAUGCCAGGUGUCCCUCACUACUCGCAGUCCCAGCCAACUCAGGUGUUGUAUGAACGAGCGCGUAUGGCAGCAACAGCCAAGUCGUCAUCCAACAGUCGCCGAGCCGGACUCCCCAGCCAACGUCGCCCUUGGACCACUGAAGAGGAGAACGCUUUGAUGGCUGGAUUGGAUCGUGUCAAGGGGCCUCACUGGAGCCAGAUUUUAGCAAUGUUUGGACCUGGAGGUACAAUCAAUGAAGCACUCAAGGAUCGAAACCAAGUCCAGCUCAAAGACAAAGCUCGAAACCUGAAACUUUUCUUCCUCAAAAGUGGUAUCGAAGUGCCGUAUUAUCUAAAGUUCGUGACGGGUGAGCUCAAGACUCGAGCACCUGCACAAGCUGCAAAGAACGAGGCACGAGAACGCGAAAAGAAGCGUGGCGAAGAGGACAAAGCUCAUGUCGAAGGUAUUGAAGGUAUGAUGGCUCUUGCCGGUGCUCACAUGUCACCCGGUCAAGGUCCAGAUAGCAUGUCAGCGUCUCCGGCUAUUUUCCAAGAACCGGAACAUCAAGAUCCUCAUAACGACGCUAUGAUUGAUCAAACUGAGGAGCAAAAACUGAUCCAGAGUCUGGGUCAAGAAGUUCCCGAAGGGUUGCUUCAGGUUGCUCAGCACAAUGCUCAACACAGUGCUCAACACAACGAAGCUAUGGAUACUGGUUCAGCAGAGAUGCACACUCCUGCCCAGUAG